AUGACUUCGGGGUGGGGCACGCUUCUAGAGUGCUUGUGGCCCUACGUCGACUUCCUGCUGAAGCUAGCGCUCGUGUCGGCGUUCUACGACCAGCGGAAAGUCCAGAAACGGCUUCUCGACCUACCGAUUACUUUUAGUGUGGAAUUUGCCCUCAUUAACGGGGACAGACUGCCAAUCGCUCAAGUGUAUCCGUGGGAUGCCGAGUGUAUACUAGCCCAGUUUACCAAUGUGGAUUUGGUGGUAGAUACUGGGUAUUUACACGUGGUAUUCGCCUAUAUCCGAACCCGCUUCGACACCUUAUACACGAAAUACGGUGACCAUGUUCGCAGUGUUCGUGUCAAAGGAGCAUGGCCAGCUCGGCUUGAAGACGAACCGUGGGCUCAUAAGUUGACUUCAUUAGAAGGCAUCCCACACGCAAGACGGGCUCAAUUCCUCAAUAUUACCGAGUUACCAAACUUCACAAGGGCGAAAUUUUCUGAGUGGGCACCGCCAGUGGACCCUGACUGUUUAGGGUAUAAACACUUGCGUCGCCUUGAACUCCGAGAUGUCACUAACCCGUUAACUUUGAAACUACCACAGUCGUUAGAGGAAAUUGUCGUGGUCAAUUCGUCACUCACAAUCACCAAUACUGAGCCUUUACCCGCUCUAAAGAAAGUUACUUGGUUCCAACAAAAUGUCGGUCUGCUCCUUAAACACUGUCCCAAUGUUACAUGGCUCGAUACUACUGAUCAUUAUCCUCAAUAUACGGGACCUUUAAUGAAUAAGAUCACCCAUAUGGCGGUGAAUGAGCCAGGAACAGUACCGCUUGAAAAGUUUACCAAAUUGGCUUAUCUCCGCUUCUAUGGUGGUAGCAGUUAUGUGCGGUUUAUGCCUGCUCAAGUGUGUCAACAACUCACCGCACUUACCCUCGGAUGUUCCCCUCAGGAAGUGCUUAUAUUCGAACACAUGCUUUUCCAAUUCGUCAACCUUCAACGGCUUGUCAUUGACGGGUUUGGAAUCUACUUUUCUCCUCGAACUGUCAAACACGAAAACUUACAAAAGCUUGUGUUCCACAACUGUUGCUUUAUCGAGGGGAAACUCACGGCUCAGUUACCGGAAUUGCGUGAGUUCCACGUCUUGUCUACCAAGUCUAUGGUGGACAAUUUCUGUGAUAUGGACCAGUACACCAAUUUGCGUAAAGUGAUAUUCGCCGAUAGCGACUGGAGUCCUCAAUUCAUAUGGUCUCAUCCGAAAGUGGUUGAUCUCUCUUUACAGAAUAUGGAGCUCCACUACGGGGCGUUUGACGGUUUCCCCAAUCUUCGCCGGUUACAUCUUGACAAUAACUGUCUUACAUCCGUCCAAUUGACCAAUCCGUAUUUGGAGGAGGUGUCGUUAGCAGAUAAUGAAACCCUCAAGACGGUGAUUCUCAUGCUGCCACAUAUUAAGAAAGUCGACGUAUUGGGCAUUCUGGAAGAAGCUUCAGUGUUUGUGGUGGCUAAACCGCAACAGAUCAUCAACGGACCCCUUGCCAAUCUUCUGAUCAGUCCGCUGAAACACUGGCAAUUACCACCAGUACCAGCAUUGAUCUUAGACCUCACUCAGCUGGAUCCGCUUGAUGAGCUUUGCGUGUCUCCCCGUACCAUCCAAGUGAAUGUCGACUUACCCGACGAGUGGAAAGAAGAGUGUCCCGUGUACUUGUCUCCCUAUACCCAUCUGAUGGUUACCAAUGUAAUUCCCAUUGAUUUUACCGAGUUUGCUCAUCUUACUGUGGUCAAUUUGCUCACUCCAAAUUGGGGUGAUGUCAUCCAAUUGCCUCCAACAUUACGCAAGCUUCUGAUCCAUGACCCUACGAGGAAACAGGUACCGCAAUUCGUGUGGGAACUGCCUGCUGACCUCGAAUACUUACACUUGGGACAAAUGGAGUGGCUGUGGCUGCUCAUCGGGCUGGAACAUUUACCUAAGCUUAUGUUGAUUCGGGUACAGCUGGGACCUAAAGACGAUGGCCCCGUCCCGAAAACGUUCUUGGGGUACACGUGGGACGCUGAAACCGUCACCAUGGGCAAAACCAUCACCAUCGCUUAA
Diutina rugosa is the source of this 2061-nucleotide messenger RNA. Its product is annotated as leucine-rich repeat domain-containing protein. The coding region runs from base 1 to 2061 and encodes 686 amino acids. The record is from RefSeq and is a predicted model, not a curated record. The transcript has a single exon. NCBI's taxonomy places the organism in Eukaryota, Fungi, Ascomycota, Pichiomycetes, Serinales, Debaryomycetaceae.